AUGAUAUUAAUUAAUAAAACGAAUGGAGUUAAUAAUAUUUCGACUAUUACAUUUCGUAAUAAUUCAUUACCAAGUAAACAAUUAUUAAAUGAAACAACAACUUUGUAUUCAUGGAAAAAAUCAAAUUCUAUUGAAAUACUUAAAAAAUUAAUUGCAAAUCGACAAAAUUUAACAAAAUAUAAUUCAAAAUUAGUAUUGACAAACAAUACACAACAAAUAGCAUUAACAUCACCAACAACAUAUCGCAUUCAAAUAAAACCGAUAGUAAAUAUUUUAAGUACGGCAUUAAAAUUUCAAAAAAUUACACUUAAAAAUAAAUCAACUAUUGAUAUACAAUAUAGUUCAACAAACAAUGCUAGCGUUCUUUUAUUUUCAUCAUUUGAACAAACAAUUCAUAAAAAAGAAUCUUCCAAUAUUAUAAUAUUUGCCAUUAUAUUCGUCUGUGGUUUUAGUCUCUUGGCUUUUCUUACAUUUAUGUGUACAUUCUUUCUUAGACAGCCUAUUAAGAGUGCUUAUACUUACUUCCAAUUGCCUUGUAUACAUACGUUGUCGACAACAAAACAAUCUCGUGACAGUACACCAUUAUCUUAUUCACCGAUUCACAGUAAGCCUCAAAAGGAUUAG
Rotaria sp. Silwood2 is the source of this 624-nucleotide messenger RNA. Lineage: Eukaryota; Metazoa; Rotifera; Eurotatoria; Philodinida; Philodinidae. The record is from the annotation of a GenBank genome assembly.